AUGAUUGUUCCCACCGGCCUUCUCCUUCUCCCCUUCGCAUUGGCUUCCUGCAUGAUUGGCUACUGGGAUUGUAUGACCAAUAACGAACUAGGCCAUCUUGGCUUUAUGAAUCGUCUGUCUGUCUGUUACUAUCAGUGUUACCAGAUGCAUCCGAGCGACGAUAAUGAUUAUGAGGAUAUAUGUGGCUACCCCGACCAGGAGCCCCCGCCACAAUAUCGGUUGUCGACAGGCUCAAAUCCUGGCGCCAUCGUAAUGGGCUGGCCCUCGACAGGCGGUGUAUACAGGCUUGGUGAUGUUCACAUUGUGCAGCGUCAAUUCCUUGGUCUUAACCGCCGUGUUGCUAAGGUCUUGCGGCCUGAAGUUUCGGCAGAUGUGGAAGACGCCUUUUGCGACCAGCUUCGGAAACUAGGUGCUCAAUGGUGGGAGAGCGAGUCCAAGUACAGCGAUGAGCUGAUUGACUUUCAAACUGGGCGACCUGCCCCAGAUAAACCGGUGCUAUAUAUCGGCUGGCCAACCUCAGGCGGUGUCUGGGCGCUCUCUAUGGAUGUCAGGGAUGCGGCGAAGGAAGGUUACGGCGUCAUCUACAACUCACUCACUAUGGAAGAACAAUGUGAGAUGAUUGAAGAAUUUGGAGGAACAUUCUACCAAGAUCCAAAAGACUGUCCAUACUUGGACCUCCCAAGGGAUGAGCCAGACCCUUCUUUGUUCCAUCUGCCUGUGCUUAGCCAAACCUCUUCGUCCCCAUGGACAUCUUCUGUACCAUAG
Trichoderma gamsii is the source of this 765-nucleotide messenger RNA. RefSeq lists its product as hypothetical. Bases 1 to 765 code for a protein of 254 amino acids. The record is from RefSeq and is a predicted model, not a curated record. The transcript has 2 exons. NCBI's taxonomy places the organism in Eukaryota, Fungi, Ascomycota, Sordariomycetes, Hypocreales, Hypocreaceae.